Molecule: messenger RNA, 1188 nt
Organism: Emiliania huxleyi CCMP1516
Lineage: Eukaryota; Haptophyta; Isochrysidales; Noelaerhabdaceae
Gene: DQS1
Product: 3-dehydroquinate synthase
Exons: 3
Coding region: 1-1188 (395 amino acids)
Biological process (GO): aromatic amino acid biosynthetic process
Molecular function (GO): oxidoreductase activity; 3-dehydroquinate synthase activity
Source: RefSeq, a predicted model, not a curated record
AUGCUCCUCGCCUCCUCGCUCCGCUCGAUGCAGAUCUGGGCCGACCUCCGGGCGAUCCUCCCGCCUGACCUCGCAAGCGCUCUCGCCAAGUGUGAGCAGGCCGCCGCGUCGCCGGUGGACGCGAUGCUCGUCACGGGCCUGUCGCCCGAGUGGAUGGAGGCGCCGCCGUGCACCGCCUUCUUUGGUGCGCCGCUGGCGCCGGACGAGCCGUCGGCGGCGCUGCUCACGCCUUCCGGCGAGCGCGUGGGCCUCCGAGUCCAAGCUUCCGACCCGGCCGGUCAGGCGGCGGCGAUGUCGGCCGUCGGCUCGGUGAACUGGGUCCAUCUCGACACCACCUCAGAGGACGAGUGGACGAUGAUCCCGGCAGAGAACGCGCUCACCGCCGGCCACGUUCCGGGGCUCGCGUUCGCUCUCGAGCUUGGAGCAGAUGCGCUCGUGCUCUCUCCGCCCGAAGACGCGGAGGGGGAGGCGCUGUGGGAGGCGGGCGCCAUCGCGCGCGCCCAGCGGGCGGAGCGAGAGGAGCCCCGCGCUGCGGGCGCCGCUGCGGGCAGCGAGGCGGAGGGGCUAGCCGUCGGCGUGGUCACGUCGGCGGGAGGGGUCGGUGACCGAGUGGCGCUCGAUUUCACCAGCUUGCUCCGGCAGGGUGAAGGCGCGCUCGUCGGCUCGUCCGCCAAGCUGCUCGCCCUCGUCCACGGCGAGACCAUCGAAGGCGAGCUUGUCCCGGCGCGGCCCUUUCGCGUCAACGCCGGGCCGGUGCCCGCCUCGCGCACACGCCCCGUCGCGAUCCUUCAAGAGUGCUCGGACCCCUCCGACGCACGCGCCUUGCGAGCCCAGGUUCACUCGUACGUCCUUCUGGCCGAUGGGCGCACAAAGUACCUCGAGGAGGUUGUUGCGGGCGACCGCGUGCUCGCCGCCGACGCCCGCGGCGGCUCGCGCCCGCUCACCGUCGGCCGCUGCAAAGUCGAGCCGCGGCCGCUGCUGUUGGUCUCCUUCGAGGUGGAGGGCGCAAAGGGGCAGGUCUUCCUGCAGCAGGCGGAGACGGUGCGGCUGCUCGUCGAGGGCGGCGGCGGCGAGGUGUCGGCGCGCAGCGUGACGGAGGUGCGGCCGGGAGACCGGCUGGUGGUGCGGCAGAGCCGGAGGGGAACGCAUGUGGGGCGGCAGAUCGAGGCGAGCGUGGAAGAGAGGUGA